This is a messenger RNA of Cercopithifilaria johnstoni, 906 nucleotides long. The record is from the annotation of a GenBank genome assembly. Lineage: Eukaryota; Metazoa; Nematoda; Chromadorea; Rhabditida; Onchocercidae.
AUGCGUAGUAGCAGCAAUAACGGAAAGGCCCCUUCUGUAGAUGGUAAUGGAGGAAAGAGUAAUCAAUGGACACAGCUCCAUCUUUUAUUAUUGGUGACACGGGAAAGUGGACAUCAGACAGAAAAACAGAAAAAGAUUGAAUAUAAAGGAGGAGAGAAAGAGACGUUCAAACUGACCUUGUCUGUGAAAUGGGUAUUACGCUGGAACGUAUGCUCAGUCCGAUUAAAGAUAUUGAUAAUGGAAGCAGCAGCAGUACCAUCUCGAAUAGUUCUCAUGGGAACUUCAAAAAUAUCCUUAAAUGAAAGGUUUUCCCAAAUUCCGGCACCUAAAUUACGACACAGCGUUACUCCAAUAAGAAGUUACAACGGUGGUAAUACUGAACACAGCUAUCGUGAACCGCUUAUAAGUAGGCGUCCGUUGUAUAUCGGUGAUAUCGAAUUACCAAAUGAAUAUGAUGCAAUUGAGGAAGAUAGUAUAGAAGCGACGGCAAAUUAUGUCGAACAAGUCCGUAUUAUCCCAAAACACAAGUUGGGAAUUUACCAAAGUCCUCGUUUUGCUCGUAUUCCAGUUCGUAAUCGUAUCAGUUUUCCGCAUUGGCACAGUAGAUUUAAUUAUGGUUUCGUGCGCAAGGUUAACAUUGACAGGCCUCGUCCUUUUGGUUCGUUGCGAUAUGCGAGCAGAAACACGCGCUUUACACGAAAUGGUUUCAGCCGCAUACUUUGGCGUUCAAACACUAUAUUGCCACGGAAUCGUGCUUUUCAUGGUCGUUUUAUUGGUAAUUUAUCCAAUAGUAAUUUUAGCCGCGCUAAGCGGUCAGUCAUAACAAAGGAAGAAUUGGAUAAGGAACUCGAUGAAUACAUGAAAAAAGGAAAACAUCCACAGAUUGACGUUUCUGAUCUCAAAUAA